CUCGCAUUACAAUUCCAAUCUGUCAGAACGAGCAAGCAUGUUAGUUACAUGGAUUUCGAUACUAACCUCAAAGCUGGAAGUAAUCACUUCCGACGAGACGCAUGUAUUAGCAAGAAAAAUCCUGUUUUAUACAAAAUGCCUCACACUACAAUGCAAAAUCUAUACAACCAAUUGCACACGAUCUAGCGUAGUACGUGUUACGAUGCGAAUGAGUCAUGAGCCCUUAUCUCGAUCGCCUGAUUUGCAGUGCAAAUGUAACGACCGGUUUCAUCAUUUCUAAUAGAACUAGGCUCGCCGCAAGUAUCAACAUUGCAAUAGCGGGGUUGUUCUACCUUAUCGUUUUGUGUCUGCGCAUGUAUAAGUUUAAGCCGGAACCGAUACGACGGAACAGAGUCCAACGUAUCUGCUACCGUUCUGGCUGCCUCCAGUUUCAGUGUGUGCUUACAAGCGUAUAGUCGAUGCACGAUGGGUAACCUUUUUUCCAGCAGCAAUUCGAGCCGGCCGCGCACGGCUCGUGGCCCACCAAAGCCUCAUGCGCUCUACCGCACCCAGGGAGGCUGUACUGCGUGUGGCGAAGCGGACCAUUCGGUCGAUCGUUGCCGAUACGCGAAACGAUUGUGCUUCCACUGCCGCAGGGAGGGCCACAUCGUUCGGAUGUGCCCGGUUCGGUUGAGAGAAAAUCAACACAAAAGCAACACUAGGCGCAAUUAAAGCGUCUUGGCAAUUGUUUCCAUUAAUAAAAACACAUUUUGCGACCCCCUACCAGGCAGGGAUGCGGUCUGUAUCUCGAUUUCGGAACGUGUACGUGAAAGUAAACAAUGCACUUAUGGUGGUGGUGAUGGUGGGUAAAUGGUGUGGUAAGGACCUGUUGAGUGAAAAGCGCAUGGUGUGUGUGUGUGUGGUGGUGAGUUGACAGCUCCGUUCAAAGAACAAUCGUAGCCGGCGUGCGCGGCGAACAGCAGAGACCGGCAAGCGUUCAGAACCCAUUUCUCAGUAUUUUGUCACCAAAGUGUGGCGUCUUUUCAGUCCGUGAUCGUUCGUUGCUGUGCUUAGACGUCAAAAGCGAUGGGGAAUUUGCUGUGCUGCCGAACCAAGAAGCGGACCAAAUCGACCGGAAGUAGUAGCAGCUUCAACAGCGAGUACGACAGCCACCAACUGCCCUGGGACGCGGAAGCGUUCCAGUGGGUGGAUCCCAGCCGGCCCCAACACCAUCUCCCGACGGCGGGAUGGCGCGGUGGAACUGCUUUUGGGCAGGGAAUUACCACUUCGCAAGUGAAGCCACCGCAAGUGGUAGCGAGCAAGAGUUGCCCCAACAGACAGCCGGUGAAAAGCUGUGAGGCCUGCGGCGAGACGGACCACCGGGCGGAUAGUUGCCGGUAUGCCACGCGCAUGUGCUUCUACUGCCGCAGCGAGGGACACAUUAUGCGCAACUGCCAGAAGCGCAAGCGAGGCAGGAAGGUGUUGCACCACCACCGCAUAAAGGCCGGCGGCGCCUACCAGGUGCCGACGAUGGAGCUGAAAAACAAGUACCAACCGCACCAUCAUCACCAACCGAAAAAGGGCCACUCCGCCGGACAGCGGAAGCAACCGCAUCGUAACGGGCUGACCGCAACGGGUGGACGAAAGAAGGUCCCCGGACAUGGAUGGGUGGCCCCGAACCACCACCACCAGCCACCGAAGCCCCAGCAGCACCAUCACUUACCUCCAGGCGUGGGCCGUAAACCCCGGACACCGAUCCGGACAAUCGUCGCAUUCGGCUCCGUCGAAGAUCUCCGUAAUGAUGACGCCCUGAAACGAGACAACGGAUGUGGUUACUUGAUUUACGCAAUUAUGUGCUGUAUUUAAAGAUCGGCGAGAACAAUCUCGGUUUUGUUUAACGCAUCGAAAACGUGUCGACGAAGCCGGUUUAAGGGGUGAUUCGUUAUGUUUAUGUUAUAAGCCAGCUAACAAUUAGAGUGGCCCUGUUUUUCGUGCCAUACCAUGACACACAAACGCGUUUGUGCAUUUGUUCUUGUUUAAGAGAGAGCGAGAGAGAGAAGGAAGUGUAGAGUGUAGUAGAGAAUUCGAUCCGUUCUCAAGGACCAAGGGCUCUGUUUAUGCGAAGCAGAUGUGAAGAAACGGGAAGAAAACGAUCCACUUGCCCAAGCCGUGAGAGACCACCAUGAGGCAGAAUAGGGAACUUUGUUUGCUUUGAAUAUCAGAUUGAAGAAGUUGUGAGAAAGUGGUUCACACUUUCGCUUGAUGGUACAGUGGAAUUUCAGAAUUUUUCACGUUACAAAUUUGCCGUUUCGAGCGAUACUUUGGACGAACCUUACCCCUAGAUUAUAUUUAUGCGUAACGGAUGUGACGAAAACAAGAGAUGGAGACAGUUUUCGGUUCAUUAUAGGACUUCCAAGAGGGAAUAGAAUUUGAACAACAAUCGCACUUUCUUUCGAUGCUUUUUUGAAGAUUCGAAUUUCCAGAUUAUUAAGCGAACUUUGAAAUUAACCACGGUAAAAAAUAAA
Anopheles gambiae (African malaria mosquito) is the source of this 2504-nucleotide messenger RNA. RefSeq lists its product as uncharacterized. The record is from RefSeq and is a predicted model, not a curated record. Lineage: Eukaryota; Metazoa; Arthropoda; Insecta; Diptera; Culicidae. Bases 1066 to 1845 code for a protein of 259 amino acids. Gene Ontology annotation, molecular function: nucleic acid binding; zinc ion binding. The transcript has a single exon.